AUGUCUCAAGUGGAUACGAAUUUAAUGAAAGUUGAUGAUAAUGAUAAAAUAUUUAUUCAAUCGAACAAUUUAAAUAUAAUUGAUGAUGAAACAUCAAAUAAUCAAUCUGGUAAUAAUAAUUUAAUAAACAAUAAUAUUACAGAUUAUUAUGGUAAUAAUAUGAAUUCACAACAAUCAGAAUUUAUAUUUGAUGAAACUGAUGAGUUUUUAAAAUCUAUCACAGGAGGAUUAAGUAAUUCAAAGAAUGAGAUAGGAGAUAAUAAUGGAAAUAAUUUUAAUAAUUUGAAUUUUAAUGGUACUAUACUAUCACCAUCAUCUUUAAAUGGCGAAGAUAUUGGUUACCCUGACUAUUUAAAUAAUUAUUCUAAUCAAAAUCAACCUUCAAACUAUCAAGAUAAUCAACAAUAUCAAUAUCAACAACAACAACCACAAUCACAAAAUCAAGAAUCUUCAUCUCAAUUAGCACAACAACAAAACUUAUAUACUCAACAACCUCAAUAUGCAUCAAAUAUUAGAUCACAUUCAUCUUCAAUUGUUACUUUCACUAAUGAAAAUGUAACUCCCUUAUCUAAUGAAUCACAUGAAACUUCAGAAUUUACAUCACCAGAAUCUAUUAAUCAUCAUGUUGAAAAAACCAAUAUAUCAAAACCUCAACAACAAAAACAACCUAAACGUAAUAAUUCAAGUUCAAAAGUUGCAAAACCAAAAAAUAAUAAAGAUAAAAAUUCACAUAAUAUGAUUGAAAAAAAAUAUAGAACUAAUAUAAAUUCAAAAAUUUUAAUAUUAAGAGAUGCAGUACCAGCAUUAAGAAUAGCUGCAGGAUGUGAUGAUGUAUCAUUAGCUGAUUUAGAAGGUAUAACACCUGCUUCAAAAUUAAAUAAGGCAAGUGUUUUAACAAAAGCUACUGAAUAUAUAAAACAUUUAGAACAAAAAAAUGCUAUAUUAAAAGAUCAAAAUUUAUAUUUACAACAAAUUAUACAAGAGGCUAAUUUAAGUUCAAGAAUUCAAAUGCCUCAAAAUUUACAACAACAAUCUCAAUCAGUUGAUAGUUCACCUCAAGAAUAUAAUUCAAUGAGACAAAGAAUUCAUCAAGAACAGCAACUGCAACAACAACAGCAACAAAACAUUCAAUACAAUCAACAAGAAAAUCAAUCAAUAGAUUCUCAACAAGUGACACCACAUCAACAAUCCAAUCAACCAAAUAGAUAUUUAUUGGGUGGUAUGGCAACAGUAAUGGCAACUUCAUUAUUUGGAGGUGGAACAGGCGAAAAUGAUUUUAGAAGUUUAAAUGCUUUACCAUUUAUUCAUUAUUUAUUUCCUCAUUCAUUACUUCAUCCUUCUCCAAUUAUAUUACAACUAUGGUCAUUAAGUAAAGUAUUAUUAGUCAUAGGAAGUUUUAUUUCAAUAUUUUAUCCAUUAUUUCAAUCAUAUUUUAAUUCAUCGAGUGAUAAUGAUAAAUUGAAACAAGUAACAAGUUCAACUUCAAUUGUCUCGAUAUUGGAUCUCAUUUUAACUUCAAGUUAUCUAAAAUUACCAAAUGUUUUAACUGAUGCAAAUAAAAUUGAAAUAUUUCAAACUUUGACUGGUAAAGGUGAAAAAAAUAGUUUAAAAAGAUUGCUCCUUCAAUAUAUUCAUUUAAAUUCAUGUGAAAUUAAUUUUGAAAAUACAUUCUUAUCAUUAAUUAUAAGUAACAUAUUGAAACAAAAAUUACCAAAAUUUGAAUCAAUUAUAAAUCGUUUUUCAAACUUCAAGUUACAAUUAAUCAAAAAUUUAGAAUACAAAGGAUCUAACACAAAUUUAAUCAAAUUAAAUAAAUUAAUCAAACAAAUUGAUGGUAUUUCAAUUUUUGAAAGUGAAAUUUUGAUUCAAAGAUUAACUAAUUUAUUUGCAGGUUAUGAUGUAAAUAAGGGCAUUGAUGAUGAGUUGAAUAUAAAAGUUUAUCAAGUUUUGAGUGAAAGUGGUACAAAUUAUUAUGAUCUAGCUUUCAAAUUAAGAAUUUUAGAAAUUUUAAAUCUUUUAAAUAUUUCAUUUUUAGAAAAUUUGAAUAAUAAAGAAGAUGAUGAUACUUCAAAAGAUGAUUCAACAAAAACUUUAAAUGAUUUAAAAAUUUUAGAAGUAUUGAUACCCAAAAUUUCAAGUGUUUUUGAACAUUAUCAAUUAUUAAAAACUGCUAUAAAUUCUAAUCAAUCACCUUAUUUAUUAAAAUCUUUAAAAACUAAAUUUGAUUUAAAUUUGAAAGAUCUUGAAGUCGAAGAUAUACAGACUAAUGAAGUAGAGGAAAACGAAGAGGAUUUCACUGAUGAUGAAGAAGAAUUAACUGGAAAACUAACAACAAUUUUAUCAAAAGAAGAAAAAAUUGUAUUAAUAUCAUCAUUAAUAUCGUACUAUUAUAAUAUAAAAGAUACGGAGAAAACGAUUAAAUUAUUAAAUUACUUAUCAAUUGUCAUCGAUGACUUAGAAACUAAUGAAAUAAAUUUAAUUAUAUUUACAUCAUUAUUAAAUACAAUAAAAGUUUUAAUACCAAGUUCAUUAGAUGAUAAUGAAAUUAUAUCAUUAAUUAUAAUAAAAUUAAAUAAGUGGAUAAAGUUAAAAGAAAAAAAAAAUAGAACUGAAGAUAAUUCAAGUUCAUCAUCAACAAUAUUAAAUUCAACAAUUUUCUACAAGUUAAGUGAAUUUUUAAUUUUAAAAACUAAAAAAAUUAAUGGAAUAUUUGAUGAAAAUGAUGAUGAUUUUGAUAAUGAUGAUUGUAAUGACAAUGAAAAUGAUGGUUGUGUUAAAUUUUGUGGUGGAAGUUGUGGUAAAAAUAAUGAUGAAGAUGAAGAUGAAGAUGAAGAUGAAGAUGAAGAUGAAGAUGAAGAUGAAGAUGAAGAUGAAGAUGAAGAUGAAGAUAAUAAGUAG
Molecule: messenger RNA, 2898 nt
Organism: Lodderomyces pseudojiufengensis
Lineage: Eukaryota; Fungi; Ascomycota; Pichiomycetes; Serinales; Debaryomycetaceae
Gene: CPH2
Product: Cph2p
Exons: 1
Coding region: 1-2898 (965 amino acids)
Molecular function (GO): protein dimerization activity
Source: RefSeq, a predicted model, not a curated record